AUGACCGAGAAGGCGUUGAGAGGAUGCUUUUACCGAGAUUGCACGCUGUACGUCGGCGAGUAUGUCCUAGAAGAUGAACCCAGCCAUGGUGAAGCGCUCGCGGAUAGUGGGGCCACUUUAAAUAAAGGAAAAGAUGGCAGCAAAAAGGGGUACAAAAAGGGGGAAACAAAUGGGGAUAGAAGUGGCGAUACAAAUGGGGACCCACAUGGGGACACCAAUGAUGGCGCGGGGAAAGGCAUAAUCACUGACCGUAACGCCUCAGACAACAACUCGGGACAGGAAGGGCCACCUGGGAAAGGCAUCAUUUUCCAUGGCCAGGGAAAGUACAUCAGAGCAAACGAAAUGUUUGCAGGGCAUUUCCAAAAUGGCAAUUACAGAAAAGGCAUAUGGAUAAAGUACAAAAAUAUUCACAACUUAUUUUACUACAUGAAUAUCCACCAUACACUGUCUAGGGAUAAGGGCUCCAUCAACCAAGGGUCUACACAGAAAUUAAGAAAUUUUUUAUAUGUACCCCUGAAGGAGGUCAAUAUAUAUAUAGGAGAGUUUCACAAUAAUAUGUUUAAUGGAUUUGGCUUGUACUACUUUUAUCCGUUCCUGUACGUCGGGUACUUCAUAAACAAUAACAUGGAUGGCUACGGCUACAUGUUUUGCGCUAACUCCGUUGGGGAAAAUUUCGGGGAGGUAGCAAAGGAGGAAGAAAGCAUAAGCAGCACUACUAACAAUUUGUUCGACUUCUUAUUUGUGAGAGGUGAAAAAGGGGGGAUUACAAAAACCUCUUCUGAAAAACAAAAGGGAGAAAAAGACGCCAAAGCGGUUGUGCAAAGUGGGGAAAGUGAGAAUCGCGCUGAGGAGACCUUCAAGGAAGAGACCUCCAGCGCGGAGGGGAUACUCCUUAGAGCGUAUGAGAAACUGGAGAAGAUGAUGAAGGAGAGGGAAACUCGCCUGAGGGAAGCACCGAAGAAGGUAGAGAAACCUCCGAUGUGUGAUCAACCGGAGCGCUCCCCCCACGCGGGCAACCUCAUGGAGAAGCUGCAAAGAGACGUUUUCAAAAACUUCAAACUGCAGACGCGAAGAAAAAACAAAGUGAAAAAAAUAAAAAAGUUCCUUCACCAAAAUGAGAGGGAAAACUUUUUUGAUAUUUUCAAACUUAUAUCAUAUGAGCACCUACUCUACCAGGGCUACUUCCAUAAGAACAAUUUUUUGUCCACCUCGGAUCAGCAGAUCCUAUACAGGAGUUUGUUCCUCCAGAGUUAUGCCCAAAUGGUCAUCGAAAAGGUGAACUCGUUUCGAAGAAACUUGGCUGAGGGGGUGGAGCCCCAAGACUUGUGCAUAAACGGGGACAACGUUUUGUACGUGCUGGAAAGGAAGAAGAAAACUCCAGAGGAGGAGAAGGCACAGGGAGUCGCAAUUUUCAGUGGGAGUGCUAGUGUCACUCCGAAUAGUAGUGCCAGCUCGGGUGCGAGUGGCAGUAGGAGUGCCAUUGCAAAGGCCAGCGCGGGCACACGAAAUGAUGCCACACAUAACGAGCGGAACGAUGUACGUAAGGAACCUAAGGAGAGUGCCUCGCGCGAGGACGAGUGCAAUGCAAGUGUGUGUAGCCCGGACGUGCGUGAAGGAAUUCCCCCGGCAGGUAGCACUCCCAAUGCAAGUUUAUCAAAUGAACACUACAGAGACAUCAUAGACAUGAACCUUCUCAAACGAAUGUUCGAAGCCACGGCAUACGACAACGUGGACUACGCAGUAGAGGUGGUCACGGAUAAGAAGCUCCUAAAAUAUAAAAGUACAUUUGCAGGAUUAAAAACAGAGAACGAGGAAAACCAUCUAGAAAAAGCCACACUAAAUUUAAAUGGGCAUUACCAACUGGUCGUCGUCAACAUCAAGUGUAGGGAUGACACCUCCUUCAGCUUAAAUACAAACCAAUGCAAUAUUCAAAGCAUUUACAAAAUAAAAAUGUUUCUAAUUUCUUCUACCCAAUCGUCCAUAAUUAUGUACAACAAGUUUUUCCUUUACUACAUUUAUGUGUACGUUAAAAAUUCUGAUAAGAAGGGUAAAGGGAAAGUGAGGAAGAAGAAGGGUUAG
Messenger RNA from Plasmodium inui San Antonio 1, 2079 nucleotides. RefSeq lists its product as hypothetical. The record is from RefSeq and is a predicted model, not a curated record. Lineage: Eukaryota; Apicomplexa; Aconoidasida; Haemosporida; Plasmodiidae. Bases 1 to 2079 code for a protein of 692 amino acids. The transcript has a single exon.